Messenger RNA from Aethalodelphis obliquidens (Pacific white-sided dolphin), 8156 nucleotides. It is a transcript of the gene EPB41, whose product is annotated as erythrocyte membrane protein band 4.1. Gene Ontology annotation, molecular function: actin binding; structural molecule activity. Gene Ontology annotation, cellular component: plasma membrane; cytoskeleton. NCBI's taxonomy places the organism in Eukaryota, Metazoa, Chordata, Mammalia, Artiodactyla, Delphinidae. The coding region runs from base 2345 to 5416 and encodes 1023 amino acids. The transcript has 21 exons. The record is from RefSeq and is a predicted model, not a curated record. Gene Ontology annotation, biological process: cortical actin cytoskeleton organization; actomyosin structure organization.
UACUGGCUGCUGUCGUCGGGUGCAUGUAAACAAGGUGUUAAUAGCAGCUAUGAGGUGGUAAUUGUUAAUUCUGACUAGGAAUGGGGGAGGAGAGACUUUGCAGAGGGGGUGGAAGUUUUGGGAAGAAGGGCAUCCAGAAGCUGUAGGGAGCAGAGAGGAGGGACAGGAGGGGACUUCUGGUACCCUGUAGGCUUUACAUGCAGCAGAACUGGGUUUGAAUCCUGGUCCUGCCACUUCCUUGCUAUGUGACCUUGCAUGAAUCACUUCACCUCUCUGAGCCCCAGGUUCCUCCUUAGUCAAUAAUCCAGAUCUUACAGGCAUUAGCAGAAUCAAAUGAGGCAAAGCAUGUGCGGUGACCAGAAUGGUAACUGUUCUGGGAACAGGCCAACAGGGGUGUUUUAAGAAGGGAAUAGAGUGAGGAAGCCCUGAGGUUUCCUCUGGGUAUAUAGGAGAGACAGGCAGAGCCUGCCAGUUCCUAGCAAUGUGGGAUGCAGGAGGAGUGCCUGGGUGUGUGGGUGACAUGCAUGUGUUUCCUGCUCAGCCCAUCCCUGAACUGCCUAGACCAGGCUGGCCUCCCUCCUGAAGGCCCCAGGUGCCAAUAGAAGCUCCCAGGCUGCCCCACUCCCUAGGCCAGUGGGGGUGGGGCCCCUAGCAGGGCAAGGCCAGCACCCCCUUUGCAGAGUGGACCCUGGCAGGGAGCCUGGCUGACUCUGCUGGGCAGGAACCUCCCAGCCUGGCUGGGAAGAUGCUGAUACAGUACAGGCCUCUGGAGGCGCAGAGCUCUGCUGGCUGGAGUUGGGUACAGCUGAUAGGACCUGAGACAGAAGCGGGCUGUGGUGGAAGUGAGGAAGGGAGAUGCAAGAAGAGACCUCUGGAGGGGGAGCCUGAGCAGAGCUGUGGAACCAAAGAAUAAUUUCAUGUGGUUAUUCCCUAAGCCUUUCCUGAGCACCUACUGUGUGACAUAUAUGGGUCAGCUGGCCAAAGAGCUGAAUAGGAUACCCAUGAAAGACUCACCAUAGAGGUCAUGGUGGCCUGAGAUUUGUUGGGGAUUUGCAGAGUGGACCUUUAUGAUAGUCCCCGGGGGAUGGGGCAUUCAGAAUUUCCCCGGGGCCUAAGAUUUAUAUUAAUGGGGCAGGAUUCCACUCCCUGAUAGUCUGUGGGCAGUCACUUUUCUCCCUGGGUCUCAGUUUCUCUUUCUGGGAAAUGAGAAGGCCAGAUGAGCCUAGAGUCUCUAAGGAUCUUCCGGCGCCUGUUACUACAGCCUCCGGGACCUGGUUUGGGACUACCCUCACCCCACGUGAGGGGAGGGGGAGAGAAUGGGGCAAGGGCAAGUUUGAGUGUGAUGGGCCCCCAAGUCCUGUUCUUGGCCUGUGUUCUCGAAUCACAGUUGGAACUGCAGCGGCUCGAGCACUUACAGAGUGCAUGGCGCUCUGUGCCAAGCCUUUAAUAUGCAACAUUACGUAUUCCUCAUAAUUCUUACAUCCUCGUGAGGGAAUAGGUAUUAUCCCUAUUUCACAGUAGUUCAGGGAGUGAAUUGACUUGACCAAAGUCACACAGCUAGGAAGUGGCUGGGCUGGGAUUCUAAGCCAGGUCUGUCUGCCUCCAAAGCCCAGACUCGGCUAAAAGAGGGAGACUCCACCCGUAGGUACUGAGGUGCCCACAUUGCUUAGCCCUUACCUGCAGAACCUGCCUGACCCCUGCUGGGUGAGCUCAGAGCUCUGGGAUGUUCAGGCUGGGGAGGUGGGGGACAGGCUCUGUGGGUGCCCACUGGUUCCAGUAAGGGGGGAAAGAAGCAGAAGGAGCAACUUGGGGGUCAGGGCCUCACAGGGAGUUUCUCCAGAGGGCCAGCCCCACCUGCCUAUGCUCAGUGCAAGAGCUGGGCACUGAAAGGCAACCCUGGGUAUGUGGCCAAUUUGGACCUCAGUUUCUCCAUCUGUAAAGCAUGGGUUUAGAGUAGUUGAGUACAGACAUUCCUUGGCCUGUGGGUGAGUGGCUGAGGUUGGUGAUGGGGUCAAGGGUUAGAGGAGGGGUUGGGUAGAAGUGGCUGAGCCUGUGGAGGGAGAAUCUGGGUCAGGAACAGCUUGGAUCCUGGGCUGGCUGUUUGACAGCAACUAUUUUAGAUGAAGGGACUGAGAUUGGAGAGGUUCAAAGGCUUGUCUGGGGCUGGACAGCUAGUAUGACAGAGACUGAAGGGCAAAAUGGAUGGGAAGACCUGGAGAACAACAUCCAGGCAGAUGCCAGUUGGAAUCCUGGCUUGACCACUUAACUAGUCUUGGAGAUGUGAAGUGAGCGGCCAAGAACACACAGAGAGGAGUCCCUUCACCUCACUGUCCUCAUCUGUAAAAUGGGAAUAGUAAUAAUUUUGCCUUUGUCCACUUCCGGGGUCAUUGUGAAGGUCAAAGGAGAUGCGGCAUUUGUGGAAUCAGAGAAGAGUUUAGUGGCUGAGGCUGAAAAUCCACAGCAGCAACAACAGAAGGAAGAGGGUGAGGGAGCCACAAACUCGGGUCAACAGGAAACCCAGCUGGAAGAGGCUCCUCAAGCAGCAGCCGAGGGAGAUAAUCAGUGUGAGCAGAAGCUGAAAACAUCCAAUGGAGACACUCCAACACAUGAGGAUUUGACCAAGAACAAGGAGCGGACAUCAGAAAACAGGGGCCUGUCACGGCUGUUCUCCUCAUUUCUCAAAAGGCCUAAAUCUCAGGUCUCUGAGGAGGAAGGCAAAGAAGUAGAGUCAGCGAAAGAGAAAGGUGAAGGUCAUAAAGAGAUAGAAUUUGGAGCCAGUCUUGACGAAGAGAUCAUUUUAAAGGCCCCGAUUGCAGCUCCUGAGCCUGAGCUCAAAACAGACCCAUCCUUGGAUCUUCAUUCAUUAAGCAGUGCAGAAACACAGCCUGCUCAGGAAGAACACAGAGAAGAUCCCGAUUUUCAGACUGAGGAAGGAGGAGGACUUGAAGACUGCUCUAAAACAGAAGUAAAAGAAGAAAGUCCUGAAUCAGUAGCAGAAAGAGAAUUAAAAACUUCCCAGAAAUCGAUCAGAAGACACAGAAACAUGCAUUGCAAGGUUUCUUUGUUGGAUGACACAGUUUAUGAAUGUGUUGUGGAGAAACAUGCUAAGGGACAAGAUUUACUUAAACGAGUAUGUGAACACCUCAAUCUUUUGGAAGAAGACUACUUUAGUCUAGCCAUUUGGGAUAAUGCAACCUCUAAGACAUGGCUGGAUUCUGCCAAAGAAAUAAAAAAGCAGGUUCGUGGUGUCCCUUGGAAUUUCACAUUUAAUGUAAAGUUUUAUCCACCUGACCCAGCACAGUUAACAGAAGAUAUAACAAGGUAUUAUUUAUGUCUUCAACUUCGGCAGGACAUAGUUGCAGGACGACUGCCCUGUUCAUUUGCAACCUUAGCAUUAUUAGGUUCUUAUACCAUCCAGUCUGAGCUGGGAGACUAUGACCCAGAACUCCAUGGUGCAGAUUAUGUUAGUGAUUUUAAACUGGCCCCAAAUCAGACCAAGGAACUUGAAGAGAAGGUCAUGGAACUGCAUAAGUCAUACAGGUCCAUGACUCCAGCUCAGGCUGACCUGGAAUUUCUUGAGAAUGCCAAAAAGUUGUCUAUGUAUGGUGUUGACCUUCAUAAAGCAAAGGACUUGGAGGGAGUGGAUAUCAUCCUAGGUGUCUGCUCUAGUGGCCUUCUGGUUUACAAAGAUAAGCUGAGAAUUAACCGCUUUCCUUGGCCCAAAGUGCUGAAGAUUUCUUACAAACGUAGCAGCUUUUUCAUUAAGAUUCGCCCUGGAGAGCAAGAACAGUAUGAAAGUACCAUCGGAUUCAAACUUCCCAGUUACCGAGCAGCUAAGAAAUUAUGGAAAGUCUGUGUAGAGCAUCACACGUUUUUCAGACUGACAUCUACAGACACCAUUCCUAAAAGCAAAUUUCUUGCCCUGGGAUCCAAAUUUCGAUACAGUGGCCGAACUCAGGCUCAGACCAGGCAAGCUAGUGCUCUGAUUGACAGGCCUGCCCCACACUUUGAGCGUACAGCAAGCAAACGGGCAUCCCGAAGCCUUGAUGGAGCAGCCGUUGAUUCAGCAGACCGAAGUCCUCGGCCCACCUCUGCACCGGCCAUUGCUCAGAGUCAGGCCGCAGAAGGCAGCGUCCCAGGUGCACCUGUUAAAAAAGCAGUGGUUUCUAAAACACCGAAGGAAACAGUGCAGGUUGAAGUGAAAAAGGAAGAAGUCCCACCUGAGCAACCUGAGCCAGAGCUCACAGAAGUGUGGAAGGUGGAAAAAACCCACAUCGAGGUCACAGUACCCACCUCAAAUGGUGACCAAAUACAGAAAAAGAGAGAGAGACUAGAUGGUGAAAACAUUUAUAUCAGACAUAGCAAUUUAAUGUUGGAGGAUUUAGACAAAAGUCAAGAAGAGAUCAAAAAACAUCAUGCCAGCAUCAGUGAGCUGAAAAAGAACUUCAUGGAAUCUGUACCAGAACCACAGCCUAGUGAAUGGGAUAAACGCUUAUCCACUCACUCUCCCUUUCGGACACUUAACAUCAAUGGGCAAAUCCCUACAGGAGAAGGAAAUAUAAAUGGCAUUCGCACAGAGGAGGUGGCUGCCAUGACCAAGGGGCCAUCUACCAACCCUGACUCUGAAUGGGAGGGCCCCAAGCAUUCAAUAAUUCCUAGUAAGAGCCAAAUGACUACCCCGUUGGAGUCUCCACAAAACUUUGACUUUGGCUCCCUCUCCAUAAGCAGCAAGGAGACGGAAGAGAAGGAGCAGGGGGCAACUGGCUAUCUUGAUAUUAAGGAAAUGUCGAGAGGUCCAAGUGGGGAAUGUGUAGGAGUGGAGGAACAGGCCAGUGCCUUAAAGUCCUCAAUAUCACCAGCUUCCUCUCAGCUGCAAGUUGCUGAAAAAAAAGCAGAGAGUAGUGAAGAACAUGUUAUACCAGGAGAGCCUGUUGGAGAGCAAAAUGGAUCAUUUCUUGACUCUCGUGUGGGUAACCAGUUCCCCACCCUCAUUCGAAGUUUCCAGCCUCCCCUGGUGAAGACUCAGACCGUCACCAUCUCAGACACUGCCAAUGCUGUGAAAAGUGAAAUUCCAACCAAAGACGUCCCUAUAGUCCACACUGAGACCAAGACCAUCACUUAUGAGGCUGCCCAGACUGACGACAGCAACGGGGACUUGGACCCAGGAGUCUUGCUGACAGCUCAGACCAUCACAUCUGAGACCACCAGCAGCACCACCACAACUCAAAUUACCAAGACUGUAAAAGGUGGGAUUUCAGAGACCCGGAUUGAAAAGCGAAUUGUGAUCACAGGAGAUGCCGAUAUUGACCAUGAUCAGGUCCUCGUACAGGCCAUCAAGGAGGCAAAGGAGCAGCACCCAGACAUGUCAGUGACCAAGGUGGUCGUCCAUCAGGAAACCGAGAUCUCUGAGGAGUGAGCUCAGGAACUGUCCUACCCUCCCCCCUCCCCCGACUCCCUGCCCAUCUCCCGUCCCAGAGAAAACCAGCAGAAUGAUAAAGAAGCUAACCUGCAAUAGUCAGACUUCAGACUUUUAAAAUGAUUGAUUCUAAACCACCAGAAAAGCAAUUUCAUUUUCUAUUUGGAGUUUAUACCAAGAAAGUCUUCUAGAUAUCACUGAUCCUUUUGAAUACAUUUUUCUAUAUUGUGAUACCAGAAAUUGUUCAACUUUUCACUCUUUGGACUGUUUUUAAAGAGCCUUUUGUUUUUUUAUGGGGUGGUUUGUAACCCCUUCAGACCAGCCUCUCCCCAUUUAUACUGGCAGGGUCCCCAGCAUUCUUCGGGAAAUCCUCCAAUGACUCUGUCAGCUGUGCUGGGGGACAAAGCCAGCUUAAUGGGGCUUCCCUGCUCCUCCCCUAGUUUAUACCCUUUAGAUGGCAGCAGAAACUUCAUAAACCAGCCCUUUCUCAGAGCCAGUGAUGUAACUUUAUCAGAAUGUCAGGCAGGGUGGCUGCCCUGAUCCAGAGACCCCAGGAAGAUGUCCCUAUCCCUUUGCUGAGGGUGGUGUGGGGAGGCAGAGGCCUCUGCUAAGAAUGUAGUAUUGUUUUCCUUCCUCUCUCCUGUUCUUUCUUUUUGGAGCUUCUUUAGAUCAAAGACAUAAGAAGUUGCUUCAGAUAUAUCUGAUACUGUGAAUGUUUGAACAUAUCCGUGGCCUUCACCUUCCUGCCCUCCCUCCCCUUUUACCUCAUCAGAAGCAGUGGCUCUGCUAAGUGCUCCCCCCACCUCCCAUCUCAGGAGAGACCAAAACUCACAGAAAAAUAGGCACUUUGGGCCAAAAGCACUAACCGCACAUUUUUAGUGGUGAUUUGGACAAAGAAAGUUGAUGAGACUUUUUUAAAGGUUUUCUAGUUCUGGGAAUGUGCACUUCACACAGGGGAGUGGUGGAGUUUACCUCAGUUGGAUCCUGCGAAGAAGUAUUUCCAGGAGAACAUCCCUGAGCCUCUCUCUUUAAUCCUGGGGUGAGAGAGGAUGUGACUGAGAGAGGAGGCGAUCGUGGUCCAGACCGGCCCCUGCCUGCAGAGACCCUUCUGGAGCGUGGGAAUUGGCUUUUAGGGGCCACGCUCCCCACAAAACCCCACUUGACAAGGGGUACAAACACCAGCUCCACUCAUCCCCACUUGCCAUCUGAGGUCUGUCAGGUUUUGUGGCUUGAUGUUUGUGGUGGGUUUGGGUUUAAUUUGUUGUUGUUUUUGAAAAUGAGGACUGAUGUCCCCAAUCCCACUAUUCCUGGUAAAGAUUAGGGGACAUUUUUAUUCAGUAGGGCCUCUCUGAUCUUCCAGCUUGCUUCCCACAAACAGAUCUACCUACAAGUUCUUAGAAUCCUGAUUCUAGGACAGAAAGUGAGCUUCCUGAGGUGGACAGCGGGUCCCAGUCAGCAGUGGCUGGGGGCUCCAGGGCGGUGAGCAGGAGAGAAGUCUACAGCCUCUGCUCCCAGCCCGCAGCACGUCUCCGGAGUCUCUGCUGGCUGACCUUUGUUUAGACAACUCAGUUGGUUUGAACUGUUUUCACGAGUGUGCGUUUUUCUCUUAGUACUUACUUGAGACUGUUACUAACCAACAGGUAGCUCUCUCUGGGCAGGGACAGGAAGAGCUCAGGUGGGAUAUGUGACAGGCUUCGGGGGGAAGGAGAGUGCCCUGUCUCAGGGACAGACAGCCUGGGGCAUACGGUCUGGAGCGAUGGGGCUUUUCCAGGCCUUGCCCAAGCCCGAGCUUUGUUGCCCAGAGCGGUGGUGAGGUUGGAAAUCCAGCUCACAUCAUAUAGGCAUGCGAUGUGAACUCACUUGCCAAUGGCCAGCUGUCCUGCUGGAAGAGCUGCCGGAGCUUGCAGAGCUGCAACCUGUGGCAUGAAGAUGGGGAAAGGAAGAGGGCACAGCGUGCAUGUCAGGAACCUGGCACACUGAGUAUUCUGUGCCAUCCAGGUCAGUGUGGCCACUUUCACUGCCUAGGACCACAAAUCAGGGGCCUGAACUUCCCCUCAAUCUGUCACCAACUCACUUCACCCUGCUUCCUUGUCUAUAAGUCGGACCAGAAGAUCUCCAAUGCCCUUCUGGCGCUGAGAAGCCAUGAUUCGGACAAGCCAACACGAGGGGUGUCCUUCCAAGCCUCUUUCCUUUUCCUCCCUCUCUGGUUACAGAACUUGGGGUUUGGCAAUUGUUUGGAUCUUUUUUUUUUCUUUCUGCCACUGUGUGUGUGCGUGUGUGUGAAGAAAAACAGACUGUCCAAGUGGAAAUGGUGAAGAGGGGAGAAGAGUUCAUUUCCAGUGUCAACAACUUGGCAGUUUUCCUAAAGUGACUCAGACACAGCACAGGAACAACUCUCACUGCAAUUUUAUUUUUAUCUCACUUCAGCAACAAAGAUUUCUUCCAAGCCACAUGAGGUCUCUGCCACCCACCUACCCAACCCACCCACAAAGCAGGACCUGAAUUUAUCCGCUGAGGGCCCACAGAGCCUGGCUGCAGGGACCUGUCAGGGCCUCUGCCCGCCCCCAGCCCCCCACCGUGUGUUGCGGGGCAGCUGAGGGUGAGGAAGCAAACAGUCCACCUCGGGAAAUGGAGCCAGGGCUAUGGCCUGACCAACACCAAGGAAGGCUCGUGGGAAAUACCUGUCCAGGAUCUUAGCCCCAGGCUGGUUGGUUUUACAGAUCUCUCUCAAAUGUUUUAU